CCCGAUGCUCCCGGUAGGAACAUUUCUGGAGCAUCUUGUUCACCAGGUCCAAUCGCACCUCCAAAGAGAUCGAUAUCAUCGGCUCCACCGUCCUUUCCUUUCUUCUUUCCAAAGCGGAAGCCCUUUCCUCCGCCCUUUCCUCCUCCGGCACCUGAUCCGCCCGCUCCUCCGGCUCCUCCGGCUCCGCCGCCCAUUCCGCCGGCUCCACCUGCCAUUCCGCCAGCUCCACCAGCCAUUCCGCCGGCUCCACCGGCCAUUCCACCAGCUCCGCCAGCCAUUCCACCCAUUCCACCGGCUCCGCCUCCCAUUCCUCCGGCUCCGCCGCCCAUUCCACCGGCUCCGCCGCCCAUGCCGCCCAUUCCUCCGGCUCCGCCGCCCAUGCCACCCAUUCCGCCAGCUCCGCCGCCCAUUCCUCCUGCUCCGCCGCCCAUUCCUCCCAUUCCUCCUGCGCCGCCCAUGCCGCCCAUUCCGCCAGCUCCGCCGCCCAUGCCACCCAUUCCAUCGGCGCCCAUUCCUUCUCCAUCUUCACCGUCUUCACCCUCUUCGUCUCCUUCUCCAGGCUCUUUCUUCUUCUUCUUCAUCACUAGACAGAUGAUGAGAAUGCAGAGGAGCAGAAGAAGCGGCACAAGAAUGCCGGCGACCAGCGGACCAGCUCCACCUUUGCCUUCACUCUUGACAGCCUUGCCAGGGUCACCCACGCCAGCGCCAAUGAUGGACUCUGUGGUUGACGUUGUUGUUCCUCCAAGACCGCCGCCGACGCCACCGCCACCAGUGCCUCCUGUCGUGCCAUCGCCUUUGUCGCCUGUGCCGCCUGGGCCGCCUGUGCCGCCUGGGCCGCCUGUGGCGGUGCCAUCACCUCCCUUUGUGGUACCACCGCCGGUGUCUGUGCCUCCUCCGCCAGGUGGCCCGGUGGAGCCGCCGCCCGGCUGGCCCGGUCCAGGCUCACUUCCGUCAGAUUUAGUGGUUUGAGUGUCGUCAGUGCCUCCUCCCGGUAAGGGGCCCGGCACAUUGCCGUCUCCUUCUGUGGUGUGUUCUCCACCGUGGGUGUCGUCACCGGUAUCUGUCGGCUCCGUGGCCGGCGUCGGCUUUCUUGUUCCUCUUGUUUUACCCAUUCUAUUUGUCGGUCUUGUUCCAUCAGUGGGGAUUGUUCCCGUGGGACGCGUGUACGGCCCGAGGUCCGUAGCCAAAGUUUUUGUCACCUUUUUCGUCGGCUUCGUCGGAGGAGGAGUAGGGAAGCGAGUUGAUUUCGUACUUUGAGUUGUUGGCUUGGUGACUUUGUCAAAGAAAGGAAGCUCUAUUCCAGGUCUUGGUAUUGGGAAUUUCGUUGACCAUCCUGGUGGUUGUCUUGGUAUGCGUAUGCAAGUUGCUAUGUAUAUAUGCAGGUCGAAGUAGCAAUCAUAAUCGUAUAUGGUCGUCGGACUAACUGUCGGGGCCUGUGUCGGCACCGUGGCUG
Amphibalanus amphitrite is the source of this 1453-nucleotide messenger RNA. RefSeq names its product vegetative cell wall protein gp1-like. The annotation marks the transcript as partial. The transcript has a single exon. The record is from RefSeq and is a predicted model, not a curated record. NCBI's taxonomy places the organism in Eukaryota, Metazoa, Arthropoda, Thecostraca, Balanomorpha, Balanidae.